This is a messenger RNA of Stereum hirsutum FP-91666 SS1, 828 nucleotides long. RefSeq lists its product as uncharacterized. The coding region runs from base 1 to 828 and encodes 275 amino acids. The transcript has 4 exons. The record is from RefSeq and is a predicted model, not a curated record. NCBI's taxonomy places the organism in Eukaryota, Fungi, Basidiomycota, Agaricomycetes, Russulales, Stereaceae.
AUGAGAGGUUUCCGAAACUCGAACUCUAGCAUCUUGCAACCAGAACUUGCUUCUCGAAACUUUAGAAACUCGGAUGUGCCCUCAUACUUGACAGCUCCCCCAAGCUCCGAAGAAUGGAGCCCUGACCUGGAUCAUUCAGAUGCAGUUAUCGAUGAUCAUCGUACCGUCGCGAACGAAGAGGCGGAUCCUGACAACAAGCACCCCACACAGACAUACGAAGAGAUUCGUUCACCCACUUCGACACCCACUCGUCACGAAACGCUCGUGGACGCGAAGACCCCACGAUUCGCGUAUGCUACUCAUCCACGAGUAUCACCUAGUGCUACAUCCAACUCUAUCAGCGGCAAUACCAGCGGGAGCUACAUGGCUGUCCGAGAUUCGCCCACCGCCUUACAUGCUGCACUACCUUUUCCGUCGAAUGCAGUCACCAUAGGGUGGAACGCGCCAAACUCUGACACGGCUGCCGGGAGCAACGUACCAAUAAGAUAUAUUUUGUCACCACACUCUCCCAACUUCAUACUCGUUCUUCCUUCUUCAGAUGCCGCAGACACCCGCCCUUUAUACCGGAUCUCGGUGAACUCAAAUUGCUUCAUCCCAUCCUCGUACGUGACAACCAUCAGAAGAGGUGGGAGUGAGGAUGGAGAGUUUGCGGGCGACUUUGAGCGAUUCACGGGCCAAUUGGACUAUAACCAUCGGAGAACGUCAGAUGCUGCUGCGAAACAUCAUGUCGCCGAAGGUGGGGGGUCCUCACGUCCGCGCCAGUUUACGGACCAAUGCACGUUCUACACCCAUUGCGUCCCUGACUUGGGAUUGCACCAGAUGAUGUAG